This is a messenger RNA of Lactuca sativa (garden lettuce), 2429 nucleotides long. RefSeq names its product putative receptor-like protein kinase At5g39000. Lineage: Eukaryota; Viridiplantae; Streptophyta; Magnoliopsida; Asterales; Asteraceae. The record is from RefSeq and is a predicted model, not a curated record. Gene Ontology annotation, molecular function: protein kinase activity; ATP binding. Gene Ontology annotation, biological process: protein phosphorylation.
GAAAAGGAAAUUACGUGAAGACGAAUACAGUCGAGAGUCAAUGGACAUCCGAUAGCAACCAGCACAAGAGCCAGACGAAAUCAGCCGUUCACUCCCGAAAAUCUGAAGCUCCUUUUUUUGAUACAAGAGAUAUCGAUCGUGAAGAGUCAAAGGUCCGGUCAGGAGAAGCUACCCGACGAUGUUACCCACACCUAUCAAAGAUACCGAAUCCUCUUUCAUAUUCCCAGACCAGACAUGUCAACGUUUUACUCUUUCUGAGAUUCAAUCGGCAACCCAAAACUUCGACGAGGCUUUAGUCAUUGGCCGGGGAGGAUUCGGCAAGGUGUAUAAAUGUUCCAAAAUCGGGUCAAUGACCGAAGUGGCAGUCAAACGGUUGCACUCCAGGUCCGAUCAAGGAGCCAAUGAGUUUGAGUCCGAAGUCAAGGUCCUCUCUAAGCUGCGACAUGGUAAUCUCGUAUCCUUAAUUGGUUAUUGCAUUGAAGGAAUAGAGAUGAUCCUCCUUUAUGAGUUCAUGCCGAAUGGGACACUUGAAUAUCAUCUUCGCACACCUAAUUUAUCUUCAUCGUGGUUACAAAGACUCAAGAUAUGUAUAGGAGCAGCUCGGGGGUUAGACUACCUUCACACAGGUACAUCAACUCAACAUGGAGUCAUACAUCGUGACGUGAAAAGCUCCAAUAUUUUGUUGGAUGCAGACUUUGCAGCUAAAAUUUCUGAUUUCGGAUUGGCUAAAGUUGGGGUGAUAGAUCAGUCACGAACUCAUAUGAGCACAGCUGUGAAAGGGACAUUUGGGUAUAUAGAUCCGUGCUAUUUCUAUUCUGGAAAAUUGACAAUGAAAACUGAUGUUUACGCGUUUGGGGUUGUACUGUUUGAGGUGUUGUCAGGAAGAAAAGCUGUAGAUUCAACUCUUGAUGAAGAACAAUGUGGUUUAGCAGCUUGGGCUCAACACCAAAUCAAAGAAGGAAAAAUUAAUCAAAUUAUUGACCCGAGAUUAUUGGGACAAGUAUCCAAAAAAAGGUUGAAAGAGUUUGCAAGCAUAGCAGGCCUUUGUUUACACCCCCAACCGAAACACCGCCCUACCAUGGCAGAGGUUGUGGUCAAGCUCGAGUCUAUUCUUUCAAAAGAAAGAGAAAGUGCGACUUCGGUUGUUGAUGAUGAAGGAUUCAUUUUCAAGCUAAGAUCUCUUUUCGUUGGGAAAUCAGUUGAUGCUGCAAUUGGAAGCAAAUCUGAUUUCAGUGUGCAUCGUGAACCAAUAGUAGCAGAAGUUAAUGUUGUAAUUGAAAACGAUACUUAUGGAAGCUUUAGAACUUUCACAUAUGCUGAAUUGGUGAUUGCAACAAAUGGUUUCAAAGACGAAGAGCAAUCCACAGCUUUACAUGAAUCCAUUUACAAAGGUUGGGUUGAUGAAAGGACGUAUGCUCCAACAAAAAAAGGUGUUGGUUUAGCGAUGUAUGUUAGGAAGAUGGAGAUUCCAACACAAAAGCCGGACAUCAAAUUAGAAGAUUUCAAUCAUCCAAACCUUGUAAAACGCUUGGGAUAUUGCUUGAAUAAGCACGAACUAUUUUGUGUUUACAAGGACAUUUCUGGCAUAACUUUGGAUAAAUAUCUUUACGGAGAGUCAGGUAGAAUUUCACUUUCUUAUGUUGCACGAUUAAAAAUAGCAAUAGGAGCAGCUGAAGGCUUGGUUUAUUUACAUAGGAGAAACCAGCCAGCAUAUAACCCAUUUAAGACCGAUCUUAUAUUGGUGGAUACGGAUUUUAAUGCUCGGCUUUUGGAUUUUGCUUUUGAUCGUCAAAUGUUCCAAAUGGAUACAUAUUAUUAUGCAGCCCCUGAGUGGUUUGGUUAUCAAGAAGAUGGCUUGACAAUCAAGAGUGAGAUCUAUGCUUUUGGAGUGGUACUGUUGGAAAUACUAACAGGUUUGAAGGUGUAUGAUGCUAAGAGAAGACCUCCACAAAAGAGAAACCUAGCACAAUGGGCUAUUCCAUUGCUACAAGAUGAGGUUAAUUUGAGAAUUAUUAUCGACCCACAACUUCAAAAUAACGAUUUUCCUCCAAUGGAAGCAUUCAAGUUGGCUAAACUUGUUUUAAACUGUCUUCAACAAAAACACGACAAACGCCCAUCAAUGGAAUAUAUCUUGGAGGUCUUGCAUAGUUGUUAUCAAAAGAAACCAAAACAGUUUGACUAUUAAUGGUCAAACAGAAUAGUUCUUAUGUUCAUAGACCUGUGAAUAUAACGUAUCAGAUGAAUAAAUAAGUAGGAAAGAUAAUAAUAAAAGAAUUCGUGGUCCACUUUUAGAGUGUAUAAAUAAAGUUAAUAUCUUUUUGAGAUUUUUGGGAUACUUAUUCGGUACUCCUGUCCAAAGUCAACAAGAAUAAUGUAAAUGGCUAGUAGAUCAUGUGGGACUAUAUUUAGUAAAGCAUAUUGUAUUUCCA